Molecule: messenger RNA, 3897 nt
Organism: Procambarus clarkii (red swamp crayfish)
Lineage: Eukaryota; Metazoa; Arthropoda; Malacostraca; Decapoda; Cambaridae
Product: kinesin-like protein KIF23
Biological process (GO): microtubule-based movement; mitotic spindle midzone assembly
Cellular component (GO): kinesin complex; microtubule; nucleus
Molecular function (GO): ATP binding; microtubule binding; microtubule motor activity
Source: RefSeq, a predicted model, not a curated record
AGGAAGCGGGCGUGUAUAGGGGGCGGCGUGGGAGGAGCGAGGCGCCGCCAUCAGUCAAACACCUGACCCAGUGGUGGCACAGCACGUGGGUCUUUACGGGCCUCUAGUGCCACUACCACACACUGACAGUCAUUGACACCUAGGCACUGUGGUCCCCCACGCUUCUUAGAACACAUGCUACCUAGGAAUAAGCGACGACGUCUCCUUCCGAGGCCCCAGACGACAGAUGGGAAAAAUGACAAAGAUCCAGUGGAAGUCUCCUGUCGAAUAAAACCUCUGGAUAAUGUGGAAAAAGAACAAUGCAUAAUUGCUCUUGAUUCUCGCACUAUAAAGCUGACACCUCCGGCUACAAGCUUUGCCUUUCGAAAUGGAAAUGGCAAGGAGCAGUAUUACAAAUUUCAACAUGUAUUUAACUCUAAGGCAUCACAGAAACAGCUCUUUGACCAAGUUGCCAAACCUCUGGUGGCUGACUUACUUCAAGGAAAGAAUAGUCUUCUAUUUGCCUAUGGUGUUACAGGCUCUGGCAAGACACAUACCAUGCAGGGAACGCCUGCAGAUGGUGGUAUAUUACGAAGGACCUUGGAUGUGGUUUUUAACAGUAUAGAUAAGUAUAAGGCGCACAAAUGUGUUUUCCUACCUGAUCAUAUGAAUGGCUUUGAUGUUCAAACAGAAGCAGAUGCUACAAAAGUGCACAAGGCUCAGGUUACGGUCUGCAAAACACCUCGCACUCCAAAACUUAGAACAGUUGUCACACCUGCUCCAGAAACCCCACAGCACAUCCCAGAUGAGUCCAGAAUAGAUGAUCUAAAUGAGGAUAAUAUGUAUGCAGUGUUUGUGACUUACAUAGAGAUUUACCAGAACUUUAUUUAUGAUCUUCUGGAAGAAAGUCCCAACACAGGGCCCUCUAGCAGGGGUUUCCAGGCCAAGGUUCUGCGUGAAGAUGCCAGCCGUAACAUGUAUAUCCACGGGUGCACAGAAGUGGAAGUUACAACACCAGACGAAGCUUUAGAGGUACUGGUAAAGGGCCAGAGGCGGAGGAAAGUGGCCAUGACACAUCUGAACAUAGAGUCUUCACGCUCACACUCUAUAUUUUCCAUAAGGGUGGUGCAAGCCCCACUUGAUGCCCGUGGUGAAGAGGUUAUACAGGACAAGUCAACAAUGUCAGUGUCGCAGCUGCUAUUGGUGGACCUUGCUGGGUCAGAGCGCAACAGUCGCACUAAAGCUGAAGGGGCCAGGGUCAAGGAGGCUGGAACUAUAAACAACUCUCUAAUGACUCUGCGAGCAUGUGUAGAAGCCUUGAGGGAAAACCAGGCUGGUGAUGAAUGCAGGAUGGUACCGUAUCGUGACUGCAAGUUGACCCAUUACCUCAAGAAUUAUUUUGACGGGGAGGGAAAGAUAAAGAUGGUUGUGUGUGUUAACCCCAGUGCCAGUGACUAUGAUGAAAAUCAGACUGUAAUGAAAUUUGCUGAGCUAGUGUCAGAAGUGCAGAUUGACAGAGCGACACCACUGCCUCAGAGAGAUUUGGGCCUCCCUCCUGGACGUCGACAAGCCAACAAAUUAUUCAAAGAGAUAUACAUAAAGUUACAAGAAGAAAAUGUAAAGAACUUGGAAGUGGAUGUUAAUAUGAUUUAUAGGCUGGCCCCUGCUUGGCCCCCACUAAACUAUAAUGACAAUGAAUGGCGGGAAUUUUGUGACACCCUGAAGACCUACCUGAGAAUGAGAAUUCAGUAUAGAGAGAAGACUUGUGUCAACCUCCCUGAUAAAAUAGAAAGAAUAAGAAGUCGUAUCCUGGAGAUGGAGAAAGAAAAUGUGUUUUUGAAGCAGGAAAACAAGAGCUUGACUGCCUUGUACAACAAUGCUUUGGUAGAGAAUCGUUGUAUGAAUGACAGACUAUUUACUGAUGAGAUCACCAUAGAUAACCUACAGAAGCAGUUAAUAAAUUAUAAUAAAUUAGUGGAAGAAUUGAACAUAGUGCGUGAAGAACGAGAUCUGGCAAAAAAUCAUGGACAAAGAGAGAAGCAAAGGAUGAAAGAUGCAUUGAAGAAUAAACUACGUGACGAAUCGGAAAGAUUACGAAAUGAGAUGAUGAAAUGUCUUCAUGAACGUGAAAAGAAUCUUAAGUACAGGACAUAUCAAGCACAAGUUCAUGCACUGAAAGAAGCUUUAAAUGUUGAUGAUGUCAUACCUGCAUUCUCAAGCCAAUCACAAGAAUUUGAUCAAGAUCACGGUAAUGCACCACUUAGCACCAGCACUCCAAAAGGUAUUUCCUCUACUACAUCUAAACAGAAUCCUCCUCCUGCAAGUGAAGAUUCCAACCAUCAUGGCCCAACAGCAUGUGACCUUCGGUACCACCAGUCUUUGGUUGACAAUCAUAGUGCUUGGUUAAAUCAUUGCCCAAAACAGCUGGUGCCAAUGGGAACAGCACUUCAGCCAGCACUGAAGAAUCUGAAACCUUUGACCAAACUGAAGAGCACGCAUUUCAAGAAGGAUACUAUCACAAAUUACUGCCUAUCAACACAAGCUGCAGAUGGUCAUGGAGGAAUGGAAACUAAAAUUUAUAAGGGUGCUGUAUUGCCAACAGCUGGAGGGGGAUCCCAGAUUGUUCUUCAAAAUGUGGAAGUUCAUACUCAGCAGGACCUUCUUGAAGCUGUUGCAAAUAAAAAGCCUUCAGAAGAAACUAAAAGAAUCCCAAGUGAAGAUACACAUGAAUGUUGCACUGCUGGCAUUCAGCCAUAAAAGUGCUCUGCUGCAUUCAUCACAUAAGUGUUCACCUUUCUAGUUUACCAGGUCGUGGUAUUUUGUUUGUGGAGAAAUAUUUGUUGAAGGAACUUUAAUUAAUUUUAAUCAAAAGCUUUUAUGAUUUGUGUUUAUUUAUUUAUAUUUUAGUCAUAUUUUAAUAUUUUUGUUACAUUUGAAGCAUUUCAUGCUCAUUCUGCAGGGUGUAAAAAUUAUGCAUAAUACAUUAAUGUCAUCGUUACCCUAUUUCCUGUUGUAAGGUACGGCUUGUAAGCUGUACAACUAACAAAACCAGUUCUUACUUUCAUAUAAAUAAUGUGCAGCUAUUCAUUAUUUACACAAAUUUCAUGCCGAGUUCCCUCUGCAUCACCACCGCCAUAACUUCUAUCACUGUUGACUCUUGCCAGUCUUCCUUCAUAUACCAAUAAAACUUUGACCUACUGUACCUUACAUGAAUUUCUCUCAUUCUCUAGAAGAAAAUCUGCAUACAACAAAUUUAGUAUAGAGUACAGUACUAUAUUUGCUCCAGGUGAAUAAUGGGGUCACAUCUUUUUUUAAUAGUGUAUCUUCAGUGAAUAUGUGUUCUUGUGCAGUAAUCUUACUCAUCUCACACUAGCAGAUCCUCUUGUUUUCACAUUUAAUUUCUUUCACAUUUUGCAACCCAUAAUACAAUAAAGUUAUUUUUCAUUUGAGAUUAUAUUUUUUAAUAUAAUAAUUUUGUUGAUAAGGCAGCUGUACAAUGAGGAUAUCCUAGGGCAGGGUUGGGUAGUCUUUUCAAGUGUGACAAAAUUGCCAAAUCUUUGAUGCAUAAUUUUCUCAUGUGCCAACCGAAAAUUUGUGGGAACACAUUAGUUUGUCUUUUAAGUACAGUACAAUGGGAUCUCAGUAAUCAGACUUAAUUGAUUCCUGAAGACCAAUUGAGUUCUGAUCUGUUCGAGUACUGAAUGAUUUUUUUCCCAUAAGUAGUAAUGUAAAUUGGAUUAAUCCAUUACAAACCACAAUAAUACAUAUUUGAAUGUUAAAUAAGAUGCAAAUUUGUUCUCACUUCACCUGCACAUAGGAGAGUUGAUGGCAUAUGUGUAAUGUGGUGAAGAGGAGGAGGAGAGAUGAUGAUUGGCAGGGAAGUCCCCCUACUGGGAAUUGUCUGGAUUUUUUUUUUUU